AUUAGAAUUCAUAUUUGGUUUGUUUUAGUUUUUCCUACCAAAUCCCGUAACCUUCCUACCUUGCCCGAUUCGCUUUCCAGCGGCCAAAUGCGUUCUUCAAUUUGAAGAUUCAAGAUUGCUGUUGUCCAAGCUUUUGCUGUAUGCCCAAGCCUUCUUCAACCUCUAUUCAAAGAAUCAUCGGUGGAGUUCAGGCCUCUUUCUCUUUCAUCGCUCCCACUUCUGCCGUAUUCCAUAUAAAACAAGGAAGAAGAAACUGAGACAGACGGUCGGAUGGUUCAGUAUGGUAAAACAGUCACAAGACAGAACUAGUGAUUGAUCAGCAGCUCCUUGAUUGCAGAUCAAGUGUUGCACUGGUAAUCAAACAACUCUUUUUCGAAAGAGAUUUCAUUGUGAAGUCAUUCCAUUGUGGGAUUAGCCUCUAAUGCUAAUAAAACUGGUGUGCCUCAUAACGUGUCCUUUCCUGCCCAAUCAAUGCCCCUUCUGCUUUAUAUUUAUGUACCGAAUUCAGAGUAUACAGACAGAUCCCUAGAGUUUAGGAGCAAAAGAUGCGUCGAUACAAAGACGAGACUCCUGCAGUGCGCGUAUACACCGUCUGCGACGAAUCUAGAUAUUUGAUUGUGAGAAACGUUCCAGCAUUAGGAUGUGGUGACGAUUUGAUGAAAUUGUUUGCUAACUACGGAGACAUUGAUGAAUGUAAGCCUAUGGAUGCAGAGGACUGUGAGGCAUUUACUGAUGUUUACUUUGUCAAAUUUCACCGGUUCAGCAAUGCCAGAUUUGCAAAACGAAAACUGGACAAGUUUGUUUUUCUUGGAAAUAGACUGGAGGUUUCAUAUGCUCCUCAUUUUGAGAGUGUGGAUGAUACCAAGGACAAGUUAGAAAACAGGAGAAAGGACGUUCUAGCUAGACUGAACUCUGGAAGAUCCAAAGGGCCAACAGUUCAUGAUUCAGGCAGUUUAAGUGAUUCAUCAUUGGUUGCAGCUCCUUCUCAAUUUAACUUAGCUUCACAACAAAGAAUGUGUGAAAAAAUGGACUUUAGAGAAUCACAAUCUAUUUGCCAAGUGAAUGGUUCUUCCAUUGCUUUAUAUGUGGACUCUAGUAAAUCACAACAUAUUGAUCAAGUUAAUGAUUUGCCAAUCACAAGAGUUUCCUCUGAUAAGGACUAUUUUUCAUCCCAAUCAAUGAAUCAGACAGUUCGAUUUGUGAGGGAGAAGUUGAAUAAGAUCGAAUCAAGUACAGAGCACCUACAAGUUGAACCUGCAUCUAAGAAAAUGAGAGUAGACAAUAGGAGGAGAAUCUAAGAACUCCUUCUGGCGAAAAGAACCAAUCAGAUUUUUCAGUGUUCUUCAUUCACCAUUAUUAUUUUGCUUCUGUAACCUUCAUGGAUUAAGUAUAUAUACCUUAGAAGGCAAGCACCUGUAAAGUAUGCUUUAGUUCUUGAUUCUUGACAUAACAGAUUUUUCCAUUUGGCUUCUUUUUUCUUUUAUUUCGAAACCGAAUCAAACGAAACUUAUUCUGUAUAUUGUUGAAAUAUUGCACACUAAUGUACAAUUUGGUCUUGUUAUAUAUAUAGAGAAAACACUUACUA
Mangifera indica (mango) is the source of this 1585-nucleotide messenger RNA. Its product is annotated as RNA-binding protein 48-like. The transcript is spliced from 11 exons. Gene Ontology annotation, cellular component: nucleoplasm. The record is from RefSeq and is a predicted model, not a curated record. Lineage: Eukaryota; Viridiplantae; Streptophyta; Magnoliopsida; Sapindales; Anacardiaceae. The coding region runs from base 546 to 1298 and encodes 250 amino acids. Gene Ontology annotation, molecular function: RNA binding.